This is a messenger RNA of Frankliniella occidentalis (western flower thrips), 1383 nucleotides long. Its product is annotated as ubiquitin carboxyl-terminal hydrolase 36-like. NCBI's taxonomy places the organism in Eukaryota, Metazoa, Arthropoda, Insecta, Thysanoptera, Thripidae. Gene Ontology annotation, biological process: regulation of apoptotic process; protein deubiquitination. Gene Ontology annotation, molecular function: cysteine-type deubiquitinase activity; cysteine-type endopeptidase activity. The transcript has 2 exons. The record is from RefSeq and is a predicted model, not a curated record. Gene Ontology annotation, cellular component: nucleus; cytosol. Bases 780 to 1301 code for a protein of 173 amino acids.
UGGAAUAGUUGGCAGCCACCACCAACUCCAGCUUCAAGCCUUUAUCCGGCUCUCGGCGUCAAUUCAUGGACUGUUCCAGCUCCAGUUCCUCAUGUUGAUAAUGGGAUAGCCAAUUUUGGAAACACUUGUUUCAUAAAUGCAACCUUACAGGUAAUGUUCCACUCCGUGUCUUCCAUGUACUUUCUUUUUAUUUUCCUAAGUUCUUCAUCUGUUCUUGUACAGAUCCUUUUCCAUGUCCCCAACUUUGUGCGGUGGCUACAGAAUUCCAAGCACCUGAUGUCAUGCUCAGCGUUAACAUGCAUGACCUGUCAGCUUUUGAAGACAUGGAGGCAGAUGAGGUCAUCAAUGAGCCCUUUUAUUCGACCAGCCGUAUUUGUAUCUUCAGUCCGAGGUAUGUUGAAAUUACAUGGUAUUAUAAUAACUAUUAUUGUCAGGAAAGUAUACUCUAUUUUAUUGAUUUGAAAAAUUUCAAUGCUUCUCCAGCUAAAUUUAAAACACCCAAUAGAAACAAAACGUCCCAGGAGGAUGCCCAUGAGUUCUUGGUGUUUUUACUAGCACAACUUCAUGAGGACUUCAUCAAUCAUGAUGCCCCAAAGAGGUAAUCAUGAAAGAAUGUUUACUGUGAAAUUAGCUUAUUGUGUUACCUUAUGAACAUUUAAUUUUGAGCUCUUACCGUUUUUAUUUUAUUUUUCCAAAGUAUUGAUUUUAUAAGCGAGCAGACAACUCCUAUUUCAAGGAUUUUUGGAGGCUGGUUGAAAACUAAAUGUAAGAUUUAUGUUAUGUUUUGUGUUAUUGUUUUUGGUCCCCUAAUCUUUUGCUGUAAUGUUGUAAGCCUUCACAUUUCAGGUACAUGUGAAAACAUGAAUUGUGCUUAUGUAUCAGAGACAUAUUCUCCUUUUACAUAUAUUACCUUAAAUUUGAAUGGAGUCUCAACUGUACAGGCUGCUGUAAAUAAAUAUUUUGAGCCUGAAUGCCAAGAAUUUAAGUGUUCAGCUUGUCGUCAGGUGGGCAAGACGAACUCCAAACAGUUUGAAAUUCAUGAGGCAGCUAACACCAUCUUUAUUGUCUUGUUGAGAUUCCGAUCUAAUGGGUCCAAGAUUGACUCAAGGGUGAGUCUAGAUGAUAUUGUAUCAUUUCCUGAUGGCACCAAAUAUCAGCUGGCUGGAGCAGUAAUGCACCUAGGCUCACAAUCAAAGAGUGGGCACUACACAGCUGUUACAAAGUGCACUGAUCAAUCCUUUAGAGAGUUUGAUGACAAAUUUGUAAGUAACACUAAUUGUAUUACAAGUAAUGAAAUAUAAUACCCUCUGAAAGAAUGUGAGCUGCCAUUUCAAGAUAUUUCCUUUCAUGUAGGUGAAUGAUGUCGAAUGCAUUUCUCAUCAU